AACGUCAGAUUCCCUCUGGAUCUACCACCCACCAAAAUGGAUCUACCUCCGAAACUCAAAGCCAUAACUCUCACACACGUUCGUUACCGCCGCGGCGACCACCUCGGCCACUUCCUCGCGUGGAUCUCCCUCGUCCCCGUCUUCAUCAGCCUCGGCGGAUUCGUCUCCCACUUCCUCUUCCGCCGCGAGCUCCAAGGGAUCUUCUUCGGCGUAGGCCUCGUGAUCUCCCAAUUCAUCAACGAAUUCAUCAAAACAACCGUCGAACAAGCUCGUCCCGAGACGUGUACCAUGCUCGAGGCCUGCGACUCGCACGGGUGGCCUUCGAGCCACUCGCAGUUCAUGUUCUUCUUCGCGACGUACUUUAGUUUGAUGGGGUGUAAAGGGAUCGGGUUCUGGUUCGGGUUGAGGAGUAGAUGGGUUUUGAAUCUGUUGCAUUGGUCGUUGGCGGUUGUGACUAUGUAUUCUAGGGUUUAUUUGGGGUAUCAUACGGUGGUUCAGGUUUUUGCUGGGGCGUUGUUAGGGGUGGUUGUUGGUGGGAGUUGGUUUUGGGUGGUGAAUAGUGUUUUGUUUCCUUAUUUUCCGGUGAUUGAGGAGAGUGUUUUAGGGAGGUGGUUGUGUGUUAAGGAUACUUCUCAUAUUCCUGAUGUGUUGAAGUUUGAGUAUGAUAAUGCUAGAGCUGCUAGGAAGAAGAACUUGGAGGGUGUUAAGUCUGAUUGAUUUGGUCGGGAAAGCAUUGUUUAGCCACUGUUGCAAGACUUUAUGGCAUUGGUGAGAUUAUCUGCUCAUAUAAACAUGAAACUCACAAGGAUAGUCUUCUUCACACUUAUUAUUUGCAUAUUAUUGUCAUCUUGACUUCCAUUUUCGUUUGAUCUAUAUAUUGAAAGACACGUUGCUUCCUAAAAGUAAAGAGAAAAGUUAUGCCCUUUCUAAUUUCUGGUUUUCGGUGAUUCAAGCACUCUAAUGUAUCUCUUUAGUUAUGAAGACAUUAUUUAAGAUUCAGAUUUGCUUAAUGAACAAAAAG
Eruca vesicaria subsp. sativa (arugula) is the source of this 1021-nucleotide messenger RNA. The record is from the annotation of a GenBank genome assembly. Lineage: Eukaryota; Viridiplantae; Streptophyta; Magnoliopsida; Brassicales; Brassicaceae.